AUGGCUGAGAUUCAAGUUUCUCAGGAGCCAUUGAAAGAAAAACUAAGGCCCUCUAGAAGCUCGGUUACUGGUUCAUCAACUAAAGGUGGAAGAAAGAAAGGUUUGAAUUCCGAUUCUCCGAAACAGAUUGAUAAUAUCACUAAUUCUUUACCUGGUUGUAGUAUCGGUAACAAUAAUAACAGCUCGACGAGUGUGUUUAAAUCUAAUAUUUUUGCUUCAUCAUCAAAAUCGAAAGACGGGCCGUCAGCCGAGCCUAGUAAGGAAAACCAAACUGCUCAGAACUCUCGUUUCGAUAAAUUAUCCAGUAAAGUUGAUGAACUUUACAAUAAUGACAAUUAUGACGAUAACGAAUUAUUAGGCUACAAUGAUGAAGAGUAUUGUGAUGAUGAUUUGGAUGUUUUACCGGGGAAAAAAGCAAAAUGUCAUCUGAUAUGGAGUUUCCCAGACGGGGAAAAAGUUGAUGUGAUAGAUGGUGUAGAUGAUGAUAGGUAUAACGAAUUGAUAAAAUCUAUCUCCCGUCCUAAAAACUGUGAGUCUUUAGUGACGGUUAAAACUAAUCAAUUAGUGUGGGAUUUUCUUAGCCAGUCUACACGUACGAUGGACAAGCGAAUGCAGAAUGCUCAAAAUUCCAUUAUUAAAGGAGCAGUUUCGUUGUCUAAAAUUACUGACACUCUUGAUAGUGGACAAUCUAUGGAUGUAAAUCAUGUUCUGGAACAGGCAAUGGAGUCCCUAGCUCUUUUUGGACAUGCCAAUAAACAAUUAUGUUUUAUUCGUAGAGACAUGAUGAAACCCGAUAUGAGGGGCGAGUAUUUACAUCUAUGUAGUCAAAAUUUGAAAUACACAGACAGUCUGUUUGGUGAUGACGUUUCCAAAACUGUCAAGGAUAUAUCUGAUUGCUCUCGUAUAAGUAACAAGAUGGGUGCUUUUCAAGGUCGCAGAGGACGAGGAAGGUCUAUCCAUGGUAGAGGAUUUAGAGGAAGAUUUUUUAGAGGUCAUUAUCAAGGACGUAGCUCUGGAGGUUCCUAUGGUUCAUAUGGUUCGGACAUAAAAAACUUCCAGAAGAGGGGUCAAGGUCGACCCCUCUCCCAACAAGCUCAACAGAAGUAG
Messenger RNA from Lottia gigantea (owl limpet), 1107 nucleotides. RefSeq lists its product as hypothetical. Bases 1 to 1107 code for a protein of 368 amino acids. The transcript has 2 exons. The record is from RefSeq and is a predicted model, not a curated record. NCBI's taxonomy places the organism in Eukaryota, Metazoa, Mollusca, Gastropoda, Lottiidae.